Molecule: messenger RNA, 1083 nt
Organism: Daucus carota subsp. sativus
Lineage: Eukaryota; Viridiplantae; Streptophyta; Magnoliopsida; Apiales; Apiaceae
Product: chlorophyll a-b binding protein 13, chloroplastic
Exons: 3
Coding region: 152-946 (264 amino acids)
Biological process (GO): response to light stimulus; photosynthesis, light harvesting in photosystem I
Cellular component (GO): chloroplast thylakoid membrane; plastoglobule; chloroplast envelope
Source: RefSeq, a predicted model, not a curated record
CCACAAUUUGCAUGCAAAAUUUUCAGCCACAAGUAGCCUGGCCUCCCCUGCCUACACAUAGACAUCAGCUUCUCAUUCAUUUCCAUAUUGCUCUUCACAACCUUCUUCUUACUUGAAAGAUUAUAUCUCAAGAGAGACUAGAGAAUAUUGCAUGGCAAUGGCAGCAAGCUCCAGCACUGUUGUUAGAGCUACUCCUUUCUUGGGUCUCACCAAGGCUACCAAUGCCAACCCUCUGAGAGAUGUUGUCUCCAUGGGCCCUGGAAAAUUCACAAUGGGCAGUGACUUGUGGUAUGGGCCAGACAGAGUGAAGUACUUGGGACCAUUUUCAGCUCAGACUCCAUCAUACUUGACUGGAGAGUUCCCAGGUGAUUAUGGCUGGGACACUGCUGGUUUAUCUGCUGAUCCUGAAGCCUUCGCCAAGAACAGAGCCCUUGAGGUAAUUCACGGGCGAUGGGCUAUGCUUGGAGCAUUCGGAUGCAUCACCCCAGAAGUCCUCGAAAAAUGGGUGAAAGUAGACUUCAAGGAGCCAGUGUGGUUCAAGGCCGGAUCUCAAAUCUUCACCGAAGGUGGUCUAGACUACCUGGGCAACCCAAACCUUGUACAUGCUCAGAGCAUUCUUGCGGUGCUCGGAUUCCAAGUUGUCCUAAUGGGACUCGUAGAGAGUUUCCGCAUCAAUGGCCUUCCAGGGGUUGGAGAGGGCAAUGACCUCUACCCAGGAGGCCAAUACUUCGACCCUCUUGGCCUUGCUGAUGAUCCAGUUACACUUGCAGAACUUAAAGUUAAGGAAAUCAAGAACGGAAGAUUGGCUAUGUUUUCUAUGUUUGGCUUCUUUGUUCAAGCUAUUGUUACCGGAAAAGGACCCCUUGAGAACCUUUUGGAUCACCUGGACAACCCUGUGGCCAACAACGCCUGGGUUUACGCCACUAAGUUUGUCCCCGGAUCAUAGAUAUCUCAUCUCAUUAAUCUAGUGUUUUGUUAUCAAUGGACAAGUGAAAAAUAUUUUGUAAAUUGUUGAAGUCCAUAUGUUGGCAGUUUAUGUACUUUGUUGGAAUUUAUCAAAGCAAUUUGUGUUGUUUUGCUUUA